Messenger RNA from Pan troglodytes (chimpanzee), 1406 nucleotides. Its product is annotated as protein FAM90A15. The coding region runs from base 12 to 1406 and encodes 464 amino acids. The record is from RefSeq and is a predicted model, not a curated record. NCBI's taxonomy places the organism in Eukaryota, Metazoa, Chordata, Mammalia, Primates, Hominidae. The transcript has 4 exons.
AGGCGACGAAGAUGAUGGCACGUCGGGACCCCAAAUCUUGGGCCAAGAGACUGGUGAGAGCCCAGACCCUCCAGAAGCAGCGGAGGGCCCCAGUUGGGCCAAGGGCUCCCCCGCCCGAUGAAGAAGAUCCCAGGCUCAAGUGCAAAAACUGCGGGGCCUUUGGCCACACGGCCAGAAGUACCAGGUGCCCCAUGAAGUGCUGGAAGGCAGCCCUGGUUCCAGCGACCUUGGGGAAAAAGGAAGGGAAGGAAAACCUGAAACCAUGGAAGCCCCAGGUUGAAGCCAACCCGGGGCCCUUGAACAAGGAUAAGGGAGAGAAGGAAGAGAGACCAAGGCAACAAGACCCGCAGAGGAAGGCUCUCCUCCACAUAUUUUCUGGGAAACCUCCAGAGAAGCCGCUGCCGAAUCGAAAAGGAUCCACGGAAUCUUCUGAUUAUCUGAGGGUUGCAAGCGGGCCAAUGCCGGUCCACACAACCAGUAAGAGGCCGCGCCUGGGCCCUGUCCUCGCUGAUCGCUCAGCUACCGAAACGUCUGACAGGGGCUCCGUCUUGGCUUCGCCGUCUCCCCUCAGAAAAGCCAGUCUGAGCUCCUCCUCAAGUCUUGGACCAAAGGAAAGACAGACAGGGGCUGCGGCCGACAUCCCUCAGCCUGCAGUCAGGCAGCAGGGCCCCGAGCCUCUCCUCGUGGUGAAGCCGACACACAGCAGCCCUGAGGGUGGCUGCCGAGAAGUUCCCCAGGCUGCCUCCAAAACCCACGGCCUGCUCCAGGCCAUCAGACCCCAGGCACAGGACAAACGUCCUGCGGUGACCUCACAGCCCUGCCCGCCAGCCGCCACACACAGCUUGGGCCUAGGCUCCAAUCUCAGCUUCGGGCCAGGAGCCAAGAGACCUGCCCAGGCUCGGAUUCAGGCUUGCCUGAACUUCCCCAAGAAACCGAGACUGGGUCCCUUCCAGAUCCCCGAAAGCGCCAUCCAGGGAGGUGAGCUGGGGGCCCCGGAGAAUCUCCAACCUCCGCCAGCCGCAACCGAACUUGGACCAAGUACGUCGCCCCAGAUGGGCAGGAGGACACCCGCCCAGGUGCCCAGCGUCGACCGGCAGCCUCCGCACAGCAGACCUUGCCUGCCUACUGCCCAGGCCUGCACCAUGUCCCAUCACCCAGCGGCCAGCCAUGAUGGGGCCCAGCCUCUCACAGUGCUCUUCCGGAGACUGGAAAACGGACGCUGGAGCUCCAGCCUCCUGGCGGCCCCCUCAUUUCACUCUCCUGAGAAGCCGGGAGCCUUCCUCGCUCAGAGCCCUCAUGUGUCAGAGAAGUCUGAGGGUCCCCGUGUUCGUGUCCCACCGAGCGUCCUCUAUGAGGACCUUCAGGUUUCCUCCUCCUCAGAGGACAGCGAUUCUGACCUGGAGUGA